Molecule: messenger RNA, 1410 nt
Organism: Bursaphelenchus okinawaensis
Lineage: Eukaryota; Metazoa; Nematoda; Chromadorea; Rhabditida; Aphelenchoididae
Source: the annotation of a GenBank genome assembly
AUGGACAAACUGCCAUUUUCAAUCUAUGGUCAGAUCUGCGAGCAUCUGGAAGACCUUGAGGAUGUCAUGGCUUUGGAAGUAAGUUUACAUUAUCAUAAAGGCUGCCAUUUUGGUUAAACUUAUAUCUCUCAUAACUUCAAAUUCCAGUUAGCCACUUACUCAUAACACAACAAUAAAGUCUCUUGUAUCAAAAGUGUUACUCAUAACCUCUAAAAUAUUAUUCAUUAUGUGAAUUGCUUUAGGCUACUUGUAAAAGGAUUCGAAGCCAAGUCCGUGCUUGCUUCUGGGGUCAGCCCAAGAAGCUACGGCUGACUGAUGGUAACUUCGUCCAAGUUUUCUUAGAGAACGGUCAAAUGUACAAGGCCAAACCUCGAUUGGACGUGCUGAAGACAGUCUGUUCCAAGGCCAGAAACUUGACUGAAUUUGAUCUGGCAUCGUACACAGAGCUGCCAGCGUCAUUCAUGUAUGGAUUCCUGAGAUUCUUGAGGAAGACCAGUAAGUUUUGGAUAUUGUAAUUGAUAUAUGAUACUAUAUAAUUGUUGUUUGUUACUAAAUUCACUUGGGAAUGUUCAAAACAUUGUGAAUAACAUUUUUCUGCAAAACUCAAGUUAUCAGUCCAAUUGUUGUCACAAGCGAAAAACUAAUUUUUGGUCAUCAGGAGUCCCAUUAACAUCGUUGUGCCUCAACUAUGAGAGACCAGAAUCCAUGUAUUCGUGUCCAGAUGCCAAGAACGACCAGCGAUCUUACCCAUCCAAGCUAGUUCACGACCAAAUCACCAAGUUGAUAAACAGACAAGGCUCCAAUCUGUCGCACCUUUUCAUCAGAAUCAACUCGGUUGAUUACGUGUCGCUACAACGUGACGUGCGUGAGAUCUUUGUGGAGUUUGCUUGUAAAUGUUCUCAAGAGAUUCGUCAGGUGUUGUACCCGCUUCUGAGUGGAUUCAACAAGAAUCUAAAGGGAUUCAAGCCUAAGAUCAUGAACUUAGGCAUCAAGUCGGAAGGCCAAUGUAUUCUGCCAGCCUUCGACUUCUGUACCCAUACUAUCGUGCCACAGGAAGCCAGAGGAUUCUUGGAAGAGAUUCACUACAGGAUUCCAAACGCUGAGACUGUCGCCGUGCUGAACUACGACGCCUUCAUGCCAUCGUUGAUGGAGAAGUUGAACAAAGUGUCGCUGUACAUCGAGGAUCUUAAUGUAAGUUACAUCUCUAUUACUGUGUCAUACUGUAAAAUAAUUUUUUUCUGUAUAUCUAAAAUAACAUAUACAUUAUAAUAUGUUAAUCUUUACUUUUUGCAGGUAAACUCGACUGACCUAACUGACAUUGGCACCAGAAUCCAGCCGAACCCUUUCAUCGUCGAGCUGAACACUCCCACGGCUACACUCUGCCUUCCGGCUACAGCCAAAGUACAUUAA